This is a messenger RNA of Corythoichthys intestinalis (scribbled pipefish), 1002 nucleotides long. Its product is annotated as triple functional domain protein-like. Gene Ontology annotation, cellular component: cytoplasm; extrinsic component of membrane. The record is from RefSeq and is a predicted model, not a curated record. Bases 76 to 858 code for a protein of 260 amino acids. Gene Ontology annotation, biological process: axon guidance. Lineage: Eukaryota; Metazoa; Chordata; Actinopteri; Syngnathiformes; Syngnathidae. The transcript is spliced from 7 exons. Gene Ontology annotation, molecular function: guanyl-nucleotide exchange factor activity.
CGGUCAUAUGCUGCAUUCGAGCACACGCGAUUCAUCAGAAGGCACGCAACUUACCUGGAAGAGACUUUUUUUACGAUGGAAAACUUCACAUCUCAACUGACUGCAUUCGUUGAUUGGCUGGGAGAGUACCCACCUGAGCUCACUGCUUGUUCAUCAGAAGGCAGAGGCUCUGCAAUGGGGAAGGCCACUUCUUAUGAAGCAGACUUGAAAAGUGACAACGCUGAGAGUAAGAUAGCCAACUAUCUUCAGCUCUUGGGCAAAACAGACGGCAAAGGCAAAGUUGUCAUCGCCUCUCUGGCUCUCCACAAGACCUGGGCACUGGUGCGUAGUCUGCUGGACAGCCUGGAGGAGGAAUAUGAAAGGAUGGAGGACUGGUGCGGCACAACAGACGAACCUGGCUUCAGCGGUCAGAUGGCUCAUGUCACUUCCAUGAUCAGUAAACACCUGAAGCAGAAGGAAUUCUUCCUCAAGGCCUGCACGUUAACCAAGGAAAUUGCAUAUAUCUUCCACCAAUUCGUAGAGAGGAACGGUGCUACAGUGGGACGGCUGAGUCAUGACCAAGAACAGCACGUAACAAGAAUCCUUAAUGAUCUGUGCCAGAGAGAAAACCGUGUCCUCUCUUCAUGGAAUAUCAGGAAGCAGUACUUGGACCAGUGUCUACGAAUGGAAAAGCACCGCUGCAGCUUGAGGAAGAAUGUCCAACUGGGCAUGGUUACCGCUACAUCGGACAUGACGCCAAGAUCGUGCCGUACACUCAAGCAUGGUCAUAAACUGGAUUUUAAAGGAACAGGUCCCACUUGGCAAAAGUGGCUCAGCAGAUGCGUGUCCUGGCCAAACCAUAAAUACGUCGGUCAGUAAUAAGGCGGCUGGCAACCAACACAAGAAUGGUCAUGACCACAACACCUUUGUUGGUUUGGUGAAGAGAUCCCCUGUCGGGAACCUGGGUUCCAUGAUGGACAGUGGUACCUGUCCAAAGUCAACUUUUCAUUUAUUUUUGUACUU